Fusarium subglutinans is the source of this 1527-nucleotide messenger RNA. Its product is annotated as HOL1. The transcript has 3 exons. The record is from RefSeq and is a predicted model, not a curated record. Lineage: Eukaryota; Fungi; Ascomycota; Sordariomycetes; Hypocreales; Nectriaceae. Gene Ontology annotation, biological process: transmembrane transport. The coding region runs from base 1 to 1527 and encodes 508 amino acids. Gene Ontology annotation, molecular function: transmembrane transporter activity.
AUGGCGCAAUCCUCUAAUAGCGUUUUGCAGCGAAAAGAUGGCCCGAUGUCAUGGCCAUUAUGGUGGCGAUUGAUCAUGAUGGGUAAUCUAUCCUUCUUCGUCAUGAUGGGUCAAGUUCUCGGUGCUUCCAUCCCUCCCAUGCUUCUCCCUCUUGUGAAGGACAUGCAUGUGAGCAGCACAAAGAUCUCUCAGCUUACAAGCUGGGGUACUCUUUGCAUUGGUCUCGGAAAUAUCUGGGCACUCCCCACCGUCGCAUAUAUCGGUAGUCGAUACACCAUCCUUAUCGGUCUUGCAGUAUUCACGGCCGGCUUCUUCUGGCAAGCCAGAGCACAAUCGUACGAAUCUCUACUCGCUGCUCGUGUCAUCGGCGGCUUGGGCGGUGGUGUUGUGGAGGCCUUAGGUCCAGUCGUUGUGGUGCUCCUAUUCCCACGCGAGUAUGUCGCCAGAGCCAUGAGCGUAUAUACCUGGGCUUUAGGUGCGGGCGCUGUCUUCGGUCCUCUGAUUACCGGCUACGCUGUCGAUAAUCUUGGCAGCUGGAGAUAUCCGAACUACAUCUUUGGCGGCAUCUGUGCUCUCAACCUUCUCGUCAUGAUCUUGAUGUUCCCAGAGCCUCUUACCAACAUCCGAGUUCCAGGUGAUCCAGAACGCUUAGAUAUCGCCAUCGAGUCUGCUGAUGAAGAACAAGGCGAUGAGCCGAAGAAGCCUUUGGAGGAGGUAGGUAAUGCGCAGCAAUACGAGACACGUCCGGCUUCAGUGGCGACAUUCGAGCCAUGCAAGCCCGGUGCACUCUGGUUCAGACGAUCAUUCUUUCUUACGCUCAGACAUAACCAUCCACCACCGAACUUCCUCUAUCUUGUCGUGGAGCCAUUCAAGAUACUCGUGUCUCCUGCUGUCGUCAUCACAGUCCUGCUCUUUGGCUUCUCAAUCGCCGGUACCAUCGCUACCUCAAUUCUUGUCUCGAUCACCUUCUCUCAGCCUCCCUGGCUAUGGACGUCUGGCCAAGUUGGUUUGUACAACAUUGCCCCACUCUUAGGUUUGAUGGCUGGCAUGCCUUUUGGUGGCGCCGGGGCGGAUUGGCUUGCUGAGAGGCAUCUGCGACGCCAUGGCGAGUUCAAGCCCGAGUCAGUAUUGCCCGUCCUCUUACCAUUUGCUAUCGCAACGCCAGUCGCUACAACCCUCAUAGGUGUUGGCUUCAAGCGCGGCUGGCACUGGGCUGUCGUUGGGCUCUUCUGGGCCAUCCUUAACGCCAAUCUCACCGGAGGCUGCAACGUUCUGAUUUCCUAUUGCACUGAGAGCUAUCCUAAGAAGGCCAUUCAGAUUGGUGUCGUGGUUAAUGUUAUUAAGAAUGUCAUUGGAUUUGGCGUAUCCUACAGCACUCUGGACUGGUGGAUGAAGGAUAAGUACUUCAUGUUCUUGACUAUUGCUCUGGUCAUUUUUGUGCUUUUCAUUGUGGCCGUUCCGUUGUGGAUUAGUGGACCGAAGAUUACUCGCAAGACGAAGACAUGGGUGAAAUAUGAGGAGGAAUAG